Molecule: messenger RNA, 1800 nt
Organism: Aspergillus pseudonomiae
Lineage: Eukaryota; Fungi; Ascomycota; Eurotiomycetes; Eurotiales; Aspergillaceae
Product: serine hydrolase domain-containing protein
Exons: 1
Coding region: 1-1800 (599 amino acids)
Source: RefSeq, a predicted model, not a curated record
AUGCGCCUACUAUAUUAUGCUCUUUCCCUCGCUCCUCUCUGGACGCCCGGCGUACUGGCCCAAUAUUUGGGUCCAACCUACCCACCCCCACGAGACCUCACCAGUGAUUCCAGCCGCGUCGCCACCAGCUGGAAGAAGCUAGACUCAGCCCUGAAAGCGAGUCUGAGUCGUCGCAAUGCGAGUGAGAACAGUGAGAUAUCCCAACUGAGAGAUCUAACCUUCUCUGUUGGCAUGUUCUCGACCCUUGACCCGGCCGCGCAGCAGCUUCAGAUUCACCAUACUAGCGCCGAAGUCGCUAAUUCCUCAGUGGGAAUGAAGAAAGUAGAUGGAGAUAGCAUCUAUCGAAUAGCUAGUGUCUCGAAGCUUAUUACCGUCUUUGCGGGUCUGCUAGAGCUUGAUAGUGCUGACUGGGAAUGGCCACUCACCGACGUCUUCCCAGAGAUGGCAGAUUUUGUCCGCGAGAAAUCCAGUAACCUUCAACCCGUGUAUGACACUCAGUGGGAUAAGAUCACCCUCAACGCAAUCGCGUCACAGAUGGGAGGUAUCCCUCGUGGGGGAAAUUCGGAGUUACUAGCCAGCUACGUUACCGCCAGAGCGUUGAACAGCACUGAUCCAUCCGAAACGGAUCCCACCUUUUUGGGUCUCCCCCCUCUGAACGAAAGCGACCCAUCCCUCUGGCAAGCUUGCUGGGGGAGUAACCGACCUUUCUGUGCUGAGGUCCCCUACGCAGAAGCGGAGGCAGAUAAUUCUCCCGUCUUCCUCCCCUGGAGUAGCCCGCAGUACGCCAACAAUGGAUAUAUGUUUCUAGGCAUGGCAAUCGCGAACCUUACCGGGAAGCCCCUCGAGCAAGUCUACCAGGACAGCGUCUUCGAGCCUCUGGGGAUGACCUCUUCUCUCAGUGACCCCCCGGCUGAGAACGACCCGAACCGUGCGCGCUCGGUUAUUGCAGGACCUAUCGAAGGAUUUGCGAUCGAUGCCAGCGUUACCAAAGGCUCCGGUGGGUUGCUAUCGACCACCAACGAUCUCGCCAAGCUCGGCGUGGCCAUCCUGAAUUCCACUCUCCUUCCCGCGGACCAGACGCGCAAAUGGAUCAAGCCUGUCAGCCAUAGCGCAGACCUGCGAUACUCGGUGGGGAAACCCUGGGAGAUCUACCGCUACGUCCACCCGGACUCAGGAAUUGUUACGGAUAUUUAUACGAAGAUGGGCGACUCAGGCAACUACGGGGGCCUUCUGGCAGUCUUGCCGGACUUUGACGCGGGAUUCAGCGUCCUCGACGCGAGUUCCCUUACUACCCGGUCCGCAUCGGCUGCAUACCUGAUGGACUUGGUCAUUAACGCCGUUGUCCCCGCCUUGAUCGAACAAGCCGCUCUGGAAGCCCAGCGCAACUAUAUAGGAACGUACCGUUCCUCCAAUGCCGGACUAAACUCGUCCUUGACUCUGGCAUUGAGUCCGCCGACGCGCGCCUCACCCGGUCUGAUAGUCUCCUCUUGGAUCAGCAACGGCACAGACAUCACACCAUACCUGGCAGCAAUCCUCGGUGGUAAAGACACGAGACUGGUGCCUACCAUUCCCGCCUCUGGAAAGGUGGCAUUCCGCCCUUACACCCCGACGGUGGAAAAGGCGGUUGGCUCGCCACAGAGACUCAUAUCGCGACUUUACGAUGUCAACGAUCUGUAUCUGCUCGAUGGGAGCACCUACGGUGGCCAGAGUCUGUCACUGCUUGUGUUUGACGUCGACGAAAAUGGACGGGCUACAGCGGUAACUCCUCCAGCGUUCCGCACCAAGUUGGAAAGACAGUGA